CUGACUGUGGGGGGAGCCCGCGGGUCGUUCAAGACCAGCUUGAGCAACGAUUCAGCGAAACUUAGAUUUUUUAAAAAUUACUAAGAAAAAGCCUAGAGCUACCCCGAUAGCUAAUAUCAAUCAACUGAGCUGAUAACUCCAAGAGAUUACCUGAGACCUAUUAACAGAACCGCAACCCUACUAAGAGGACCUCGCUUAGGCUGGGGCGCUAUGAUGUCAUAAGGGGCUUCUCGGCCCUGGCCAGGUCUCUUGACUGUGAUUGGUUGAUUCGGAGAAGGGCUAUGAUGGAGAAGGGCGGGAGCAAAUUACAGAGACAAAGAAAGUCUUUGGGUGUGACAAUUAGAGAAGGGCGUGCGAAGAGGCUCCCAGGCUGUAGUCUCUAUAUAGUCUUGUUUUUACCUGCUCCAGCGCCAGGGAGCAGAGGCCGAGGAGGUCCAGUCCGACCCUGAGCCCCAGCGCCCCCCGCCCAUCGCGGUGGGGGCAGGGACAAGAGGCGGAGCUAUGUGGAGCCGGGAGGCUGGGCCGAGUAAUUGAAGUGGCUACCAAGUUGAGCCAUGGAGAAGCCCGAGUCUCUCGCGUCGGUUAGCGGCCUCACUGCGGAAUCCCCUCGGGAGGUUCCUAGGGCAGUACCUGGAGGUGGCCGAGGUAUACAAACAGACACCGGAAUGCCCUCCGGAGUAGCCUUGUUUCCUGGUUCUGGCCCCCUCUUGCAUUCCGGGGGCACUGUAAUUCGUAGUCCCGGUUCAAUCCAGCCCAAUGAAGGGGUAGUGACCCUCAGUUCCGGACCCAGUCUGCAUCUCGGGGAGGUUGCAGGUUAUAGUCUUGGGUCCAGCAAAUCCCCUGGCACUGAAACCGGUGCAACUAGGGCGUCCAUCCCUGGGCCGGGGGAGCCUAAGGUGUACCGCUCGGAGAAUAAUCCACACUCCGGGUCAGCUCUCUUGAACUCUCAAAGCUGUGAGGAGCGUCCCCGGAGCAUCCUAAAAAACAGCAGUUCCUUCAUGAUGAAGAAAACCUCCAGUACGGAGAAGAAAUCUCAGCGCUGGGAUGAGAUGAACAUCUUGGCUACCUACCACCCUGCUGACAAAGACUAUGGCUUUAUGAAGGUGGAUGAACCCAGCACCCCCUACCACAGGCUGCAGGACAAUGACGAGGACCUGUCUGCCGGGUCUUCUCUGAAGGUGACCCCUGAAGCACUGGCAGAGAGGUCCUCCAGUAUGGAGACAACAAAAGCUCAAGGACUGCAGAUAGCUUUGCCAAGACUUGUACGUGAGAUGUGGCCUCCACACUGGCCCACAGACUCCAGUGAUUUUGACAAGCACCGAAAGAUACACUACAGUGAAGGCAAAUUCCUGAAGGCCCCAAGAAACCUGCCCUCAGCCAAUGAGGACGAGAGCAGUGGGGCUAGUGCCAGUAUCAGCAGCAGUAAUCAAAGUGUGAUGAUGGACCUGAAGUCCAGGCCUGUGGACAAAGGCUGGGCAGGAAAACUGGCCACAGGAGUCAAAAAUGAGACUGUCCUGGUGACUGACAGCCGUGCCCUAGGCACCAAAGAUUCUGCCACUUCCAGAAACCAGUUCCCCUCAGCUUCAGACUCUACCGUGGGGGAGCAGACUAAUCUACAGCGCAAGGAGUAUUACAGUAAAGGAAGAUACCUGAGGUCCUGUUCCCGCCCAGAGCUCGGAGAGGAUAUAGAAGAUGAAGAACAGGACAGUUCUUCAGGCCUGAUAUGGGUUACUGAGAAUCCCAAAGACACUUCAGAUGAAAGCUUGUGGCUCCAGUGGACUCAGGACAAAGAGCCUAGACCAUGGAAAAUGUAG
Arvicola amphibius (Eurasian water vole) is the source of this 1814-nucleotide messenger RNA. RefSeq lists its product as uncharacterized. Gene Ontology annotation, biological process: regulation of signal transduction. Gene Ontology annotation, molecular function: protein phosphatase inhibitor activity. Lineage: Eukaryota; Metazoa; Chordata; Mammalia; Rodentia; Cricetidae. The transcript is spliced from 8 exons. The record is from RefSeq and is a predicted model, not a curated record. The coding region runs from base 555 to 1814 and encodes 419 amino acids.